AUUGCCAAGAUGGCGCCGGUAGCGGUGGCCGCGGCGGCUGGAGUCGGAGAAAGAGGCGGAGGCAGUGGCGGCCGCGAGGGGAGGGGGAGUCCCGUCUGACUGAGACGGCAGGCCUGGGCGGGCGGGGGUGCCGCGGAGGGCGGAGCGCCGGGCUGGGGAUGAGCUAAGCGGGCUCAGAGCGCCGCGGCAUUCCGCCUCUCGUGUCCCGCUGCCGCGCGUGAGGGAAUCCGGCGCGGCUCUUCAAGCUCGAUCCGCUGCUCGCUCGGGAGCCAGCUGGGAGUUAUUUCUCAAACUCUGAGGCUGUGGAGUUCGCACAUUGAAAUCUGUCAUCUUUUUCAGAGAGAAACUUUUUGUAAUGUAUGUAACCUUCUGUAAUGGAAGAUGAUUGAAGACAAGGGGCCUCGUGUUGCUGACUACUUUGUUGUAGCAGGAUUAACUGAUGUUUCAAAGCCUCUAGAAGAAGAAAUUCACUUCAACGAUGCUUGUCAUAAAGUAGCUAAACCAAAAGAACCUAUUACAGAUGUUUCAGUUAUUAUCAAAUCUCUUGGGGAGGAAGUCCCACGGGAUUAUAUUUGUAUCGAUAUUACCCCAACUGGAUUGUCAGCUGAUCUUAAUAAUGGAAGUCUUGUGGGGCCACAGAUUUACCUUUGCUAUAGAAGAGGAAGAGAUAAGCCUCCACUUACAGAUCUGGGGGUUUUAUAUGACUGGAAGGAAAGAUUGAAACAGGGUUGUGAAAUUAUUCAGAGUACUCCCUAUGGACGCCCCGCAAAUAUCAGUGGGAGUACCUCAUCACAAAGAAUUUAUAUCACUUACCGAAGAGCCUCUGAAAACAUGACUCAGAAUACAUUGGCUGUCACUGACAUAUGUAUUAUUAUACCCAGUAAAGGAGAAAGCCCACCACACACGUUCUGCAAAGUCGACAAGAAUCUCAAUAACAGUAUGUGGGGAUCAGCGGUAUACUUGUGUUAUAAAAAAUCAGUGGCAAAGACGAACACUAUAUCUUACAAAGCUGGCCUAAUUUGUAGAUAUCCUCAAGAAGAUUAUGAGUCAUUCUCACUACCAGAAUCCGUUCCUCUAUUUUGUUUACCAAUGGGAGCAACCAUUGAAUGUUGGCCAUCAAAUAGCAAAUACCCUCUCCCUGUAUUUUCUACAUUUGUUUUAACUGGAGCCUCAGCUGAAAAGGUUUAUGGUGCUGCUAUUCAGUUUUAUGAACCAUACUCUGAGGAGAAUCUCACAGAAAAACAGAGACUUCUUUUGGGUUUAACAUCAGCAGAUGGGAAGUCUGAUAGUUCCAAAACAAUUCAUACUAACAAAUGCAUCUGUCUUCUUUCUCACUGGCCUUUUUUUGAUGCAUUCAGGAAGUUUCUGACUUUUCUGUAUCGUUAUUCCAUCUCUGGGCCUCAUGUCCUUCCAAUUGAGAAGCAUAUUUCUCAUUUUAUGCAUAAAGUUCCUUUUCCAUCUCCUCAGAGACCACGGAUUUUAGUUCAGUUAUCACCACAUGAUAAUCUAAUUCUCAGUCAGCCUGUGUCUUCACCUCUUCCACUAAGUGGUGGCAAGUUUUCAACACUACUCCAGAAUUUAGGCCCUGAAAAUGCUGUGACACUACUGGUGUUUGCAGUAACAGAACAUAAAAUUCUUAUCCAUUCCCUACGGCCAUCCGUGCUUACUAGUGUGACAGAAGCAUUAGUGUCUAUGAUUUUCCCUUUCCACUGGCCAUGCCCGUAUGUUCCUCUCUGCCCACUGGCUUUAGCAGAUGUCUUGAGUGCACCAUGUCCAUUCAUAGUAGGGAUUGAUUCAAGAUACUUUGAUCUCUAUGAUCCUCCACCAGAUGUCAGUUGUGUUGAUGUAGAUACCAACACUAUUUCUCAAAUUGGUGACAAGAAAAAUGUAGCCUGGAAGAUACUUCCAAAGAAGCCAUGUAAAAAUCUGAUGAACACACUGAAUAAUUUGCAUCAGCAAUUGGCAAAAUUGCAGCAGAGACCGAGAGAUGAUGGACUAAUGGAUUUAGCAAUGAAUGACUAUGAUUUUAAUUCUGGAAAGAGGUUGCACAUGAUAGAUUUGGAAAUCCAAGAGGCAUUUUUGUUUUUCAUGGCCUCUAUUUUAAAAGGUUACAGAUCAUACUUAAGGCCAAUAACACAAGCCCCAUCUGAGACAGCCACAGAUGCAGCCUCUCUCUUUGCCCUACAAGCUUUCUUAAGAAGCCGGGACCGGUCACAUCAAAAAUUCUAUAACAUGAUGACCAAAACACAGAUGUUUAUUCGCUUCAUUGAAGAAUGUUCUUUUGUUAGUGACAAAGAUGCAAGCCUGGCAUUUUUUGAUGAUUGUGUAGAUAAAGUGGAUAUGGACAAGAGCGGUGAAGUGCGACUUAUAGAACUGGAUGAAUCUUUCAAAAGUGAACAUACUGUUUUUGUAACACCACCUGAGAUCCCCCACCUACCCAAUGGUGAAGAACCCCCUUUACAGUACAGCUAUAAUGGAUUUCCAGUUCUUAGGAACAAUUUAUUUGAAAGACCUGAAGGAUUUCUACAAGCAAAGAAGAACAAACUGCCUUCAAAAUCAAGUAGUCCUAAUAGCCCUUCGCCCAUGUUCAGAAGAACAAAACAGGAAAUUAAAUCAGCACAUAAAAUUGCAAAGAGGUACUCUUCCAUCCCUCAGAUGUGGUCUAGGUGUCUACUGCGCCACUGUUAUGGACUGUGGUUUAUUUGUCUCCCAGCUUAUGUGAAAGUCUGUCAUUCAAAAGUCAGGGCUCUGAAAACAGCAUAUGAUGUGCUUAAAAAAAUGCAGUCAAAGAAGAUGGAUCCACCUGAUGAGGUAUGCUACCGCAUUCUUAUGCAACUCUGUGGACAAUAUGAUCAGCCGGUGCUUGCAGUUCGAGUGCUUUUUGAAAUGCGGAAAGCUGGUAUUGACCCCAAUGCCAUUACUUAUGGUUAUUAUAAUAAGGCUGUUUUGGAAAGUACCUGGCCUUCAAGAAGUCGUAGUGGCUAUUUUCUCUGGACAAAAGUAAGAAAUGUUAUUUUAGGAGUAACGCAGUUCAAAAGAGCUUUAAAGAAACAUGCACACUUAUCACAAACAACUCUCUCAGAUGGCAGUGACCUGGAUGCUGUUAGUCAUGGCAGCAUGGAUAGUGGUCAUGGGACACACACUGUGGAGCAGGCACCUUUUAAUACGGGUUUAAUCAAAGUGUAUGCUACUGAUGAUAGAUCUAGUACAGGUGGCCAGUCUGAUCUUGGAUAUAAUUCAUUAUCUAAAGAUGAAGUUAGAAGAGGGGAUACAUCUACCGAAGACAUUCAAGAAGAAAAAGAUAAAAAAGGCAGUGAUUGUAGUUCCUUGUCAGAGAGUGAGAGUGCAAAAGGAAGUGCUGAUUGCCUUCCUAAGCUCAGUUAUCAGAAUUCUUCCAGUAUCGUUCGCCUCACUGGUACAAGUAACAACAGUGCUGAUAAAAUAUCAGGAGAAAGCAUGGAAAGCACACCUGAGCUGCUCUUAAUAUCAUCUCUUGAGGAUACAAACGGAACAAGAAACAUUCAAAGUAGAUGCUUCAGGAAAAGACAUAAAAGUGACAAUGAAACUAAUUUGCAGCAGCAAGUGGUCUGGGGAAAUAGAAACCGUAAUCUUAGUGGAGGGGUACUGAUGGGAUUUAUGCUCAAUAGAAUUAACCAGGAAGCCACCCCUGGAGAUAUAGUUGAAAAAUUGGGAGCUGAUGCAAAAAUUCUUUCAAAUGUUAUCUCAAAAAGCACAAGACCAAAUACUCUUGAUAUUGGGAAGCCACCUUUAAGAUCAAAAAGAGACAGUCUAGAAAAGGAAUCUAGUGAUGAUGAUACACCUUUUGAUGGUUCUAACUAUUUGGGAGAUAAAGUGGAAUCUCCUGUUAUUUUUGACUUAGAAGACUUAGACAGUGAAACAGAUGGAUCAAAAGCAGGAUGUGUUGCUAUGCAAAAUCCCAAGAGUAUUCAACGUAUGAACAGCAGCUUUUCAGUAAAACCUUUUGAAAAAACUGACGUUGCAACAGGAUUCGAUCCCCUCUCUCUUUUGGUUGCUGAGACUGAACAGCAGCAAAAAGAAGAAGAGGAGGAGGAUGAAGAUGAUAGCAAAAGCAUUUCAACACCAUCUGCUAGGCGUGAUUUAGCUGAAGAAAUUGUGAUGUAUAUGAAUAAUAUGAGCAGCCCUUUGACAAGUCGUACACCAAGCAUUGAUUUACAACGGGCAUGUGAUGAUAAAUUAAAUAAGAAAAGUCCACCAUUGGUCAAGGCAUGCAGAAGAUCUAGUCUGCCUCCUAAUUCUCCUAAGCCAGUGAGACUUACCAAAUCUAAAAGUUACACAAAAAGUGAGGAGAAGCCAAGGGAGAGACUUUGGUCUUCUCCAGCCUUCUCACCUACUUGCCCAUUUAGGGAAGAAUCUCAGGAUACAUUAACCCACUCAUCACCUUCAUUUAACUUAGAUACACUACUAGUACCUAAACUAGAUGUUCUAAGAAACAGUAUGUUCACUGCUGGAAAAGGAGUUGCAGAGAAAGCAAGCAAAUGGUAUUCAAGAUUCACCAUGUACACCACAUCAUCUAAGGAUCAAAGUUCUGAUCGUACCAGUCUUUCUUCAGUGGGAGCCCAGGAUUCUGAAUCUACCUCUUUAACAGAUGAAGAUGUCUGCCAUGAGUUGGACGGAGCUACCUCCUCUCAAGAGACCAGUGCUACUUCAGGGACUAAGAGAAUUGAUCUCAGCCGAAUAAGCCUGGAAAGUUCUGCAUCCUUGGAAGGUUUGUCCAAACAGUUCUGUCAUGCUGCAUUUGAUUUCAAAUCUAAACUGCAGGAAAAUUUUUGUGCCCGAAGUAUUCAGAUCCCUGCUAAUAGAUCAAAAACAGCUAUGUCAAAAUGUCCGAUAUUUCCAAUGGCCAGGAGUAUUAGUACUUCUGGCCCCUUGGAUAAGGAAGAUACUGGAAGACAGAAGCUCAUUUCUACAGGCAGCCUGCCAGCUACUUUACAAGGAGCUACAGAUUCUUUAGGUUUAGAAUGGCAGCUUCCAAGUCCCGAUCCUGUCACUGUUCCAUAUCUUAGUCCUUUAGUGGUAUGGAAGGAACUUGAAAGCUUAUUGGAAAAUGAAGGUGAUCAUGCAAUAACAGUGGCAGACUUUGUGGACCAUCAUCCAAUUGUUUUUUGGAACCUCGUAUGGUAUUUCAGACGUCUUGACUUGCCGAGUAACUUACCUGGAUUGAUUCUUUCUUCUGAGCACUGUAACAAGUAUUCAAAGAUUCCCCGCCACUGUAUGUCUGAAGAUAGCAAAUAUGUUUUAAUACAAAUGUUGUGGGACAAUAUGAAGUUACAUCAGGAUCCAGGACAGCCCUUGUACAUUCUCUGGAAUGCACACACCCAGAAAUAUCCAAUGGUCCAUUUAUUGCAAAAAAGUGAUAACUCAUUUAACCAGGAACUGUUGAAAAGUAUGGUAAAAAGCAUUAAAAUGAAUGAUGUCUAUGGACCAAUGAGUCAGAUUUUAGAGACACUGAAUAAGUGUCCACAUUUUAAAAGACAGAGGAGUUUAUACAGAGAAAUACUGUUUCUCUCACUUGUGGCACUAGGAAGAGAAAACAUUGAUAUAGAUGCUUUUGAUAAAGAGUACAAGAUGGCGUACGAUCGUCUCACACCUAGUCAAGUCAAGAGUACACACAACUGUGAUAGACCGCCAAGUACGGGGGUGAUGGAAUGUCGAAAAACCUUUGGAGAACCUUAUCUUUAAGAUGUAUUUGUAUGUGUAUUCAAUGUAUAUUGUAUAGUCAGUGUAUAAAAUAACACUUUUAGACUCUAAAUAUUUUUUCUUCAAUUUUUGAAAAUACAAUUUGUAAAUGGUUCAAAAGACUCAGACAGCUUAUGUACAGAAUGUUUGAAGAAGAGAAUAGUGACAAGUGGGGAGAAAGCCACUUGGUUUCUCGUUUCUUUUUUUCUUCUUCUUUAACUCCCCUGUAAUAGGAAAUAAAGUAUUUUUGUGAUGAGGAAAUCCCUAAACAAAAUUAGUUGCCAUAAAAUAUGACACCCGUUUUAUGGUUUCUCUUGGAAGAGACAGAUUGAAAAAUCAUGAAUAGAAUCUAAACAGAAAUGUCAGAUGAAAGUAUUUCCUGUUUUCAUAGACUAUUCAAAUGUUUUGACCAUGAAAUUGUAUUAUACAUAUUUUAAAUUGUUUAUAGUAAGUUGAUAUUUUUUUAAUUUUAAAAUUUAAUAUAGCAAACUUAAAAUGAAUUUAAACUUAAGCAAGCAAGCGUGUAUUUUCCUUGUCUGCUGCUAUUUGAAGUAAUUAGUACAGCUGCAGAUCUCUCUGUGUAUAUCUAUCUAUUUUUUUUUUAUUACUUGGGAGAAUGAAUUUUAAAAUGUCAGUGCUAGUGUCAGUGUUGUCCUAGGAUUGCAUGUUAGUACCCCUAAGCCUGAGUGCAGUCAUGCAAGGGUAGCGUGCACUGCUCAGACUGACUCAUGGAGCCUUGUGCAAGGACAGCCAGAGAGGUUCACUAUACCACGACUCCAAAAUUGUCUCUAUUGCUAAUAGAUGCAUAUAGUAUACAGGGAAAAUAGCUUAUAAAUUCAAAUAUCAAUUUAAAUUUUAAUAUUCUACAUGAAAAAUUAUGUUGGGAAAAUGCAGACAAGUGAUUAUAUUCUAAAUUUUACCCUUAUUUUAAUGUCUAAAAUACUGGGUAUGAUGCAAAUUAUACUAAAGAAUAGUUACCUGAAAUAUGAGUUACUGGGGUAUUCCAUUAAUACUAUACAUAAAUAUUCAGAAUUUUUUCCAAAAGUAGAAAAAUUCCCCUCUAAAAGUACAGCCAGAUAGACUGUCCUCCAUAUUGAGGAACUUAGUUUUUUCAGCAAGCUUCAGAAUCUGAAGUCUGUAGAAUCUAAAAUACAGAAAUAUCCAGAAAUCAGACAAUAAAUUGAAAGUUUAGACAUCAUGAGUAUUAAAUAGGCUUUAAAAAUGUAUUUUUAGUCAUAUUAUUUCUAAUGUCACUUUCUUUGGGUAAUUUCUGGUAAGGAAAAACAUCUUUUGGCCGCUAGAAUUAUUUAUAGAUUUUCAAUAUGUGUGUGUGUUUGCACACAUUACAUUAGUGAAGGAAUUCCCUAGCCAGUUUUAAAGAAGGAAAAAAUGGAUAGUCCCAAAUUAGGUGUGUAAAGCCAGUAGAGUCCACGACACUUGGUCUGGAGGUAUCUUGGAGUCCUGAGACUUAGAAUCAGUUCAGCUGCAGAAAAACCCACCUUUUGAGUUCACACCAUUAGUGAAUAGCACCAAGCUGAAACAUUUCACAGCUUUCAACUCUGGGAAAUAAUGGAGAGAAUUUAAAAAUGUAAAACUUCAGUUAGUUUGCGGGCUGAACUUGUUUACUUGAAAAAUCUGGUGCUAGGCACAUGUAUCUGCCUCUCCGUUGUAAAUACCACUCCAAUCUUAUUUACUGUUCAUAUCUAAGCUUCAUGUUCUAUUUGUUCUUCAUGUUCUUUAAAUCAUUUGAAAGUUGUCAACUGAGAGAAACAUUUGAGAGGGGAGGCUUUUGGCACUGGUGAUAAACAUCCCUCCAAGAGAACCCUCUGGGGUUCUCUUCUAUUUGUGGUUGGUUGUCUUUAUUCUCUUUCAAAAACAGCUUUCAUUGUUGUUUACUUUUUGUGUAAUACAAACAAAAUGUAGGAAUCAUAGUUUAUUGAUUUCAAAUGGCUGACAAAACAAAAGAAUGAGAUAAAACCAUUCUUUAUGGUUUUAAGAUUCAGACUCAUUUGGAAAAGCGAAUGUAAUUUUUACCUCCUCCUUCCACCCCAAGUUUUCUUUCUGCUUUUGGAGAGGGUUAUAUUUCCCCUAAUUUUAAUCCCCAGGGAAUAUUAUUGCACAGAUUUAGUCUUUUAAAAUAAAACCUAAAACAUGAAUACAAAGUGGUAAACCUGUUCAAAAGAAAAGUACAAUGUGAAUCAUUCUUGAGCUGGGUGUAGUAGCUUAUGGAGGCAUGUAAUCCCAGCACUUUGGGAGGUCAAGGCAGGGAGGAUUGCUUGAGUCCAGAAGUUCGAGACCACCCUGGGCAACAUAGAGAGACCCUGUCUCUACACAAAAAUUAUAAAAAUUAGCUCGGCAUGGUGGCUCAUGCUUGGUAAUCCCAGCUACUCGGGAGGCUGAAGCAGGAGGAUCACUUUGAGCUUGGGGGUUUGAGGCUGCAAUGAGCUGUGAUCACGCCAUUGCACUCUAGCCUGGAUUACAGAGCAAGACCCUGUCUCAAAAAAAAGAAAACAGAAAAUAUCAAUCAUUUAAAAUAACUCUAUAUAAACUUUUCUUCUAUUUUCUGUUAACCGUACAUUUUGGAGAAUAAUGGCCAAUCAUGUUGGAGAGAAAUACCCUUUUGCUACAUCAUCUUUUAUUUUCUUACUCUUAGUUUUGUUUACAUGUUUAAAUGGUUGACAAUAAACCAUGUCCUGUGCUGA
This is a messenger RNA of Mandrillus leucophaeus (drill), 8420 nucleotides long. RefSeq names its product DENN/MADD domain containing 4A (gene DENND4A). Gene Ontology annotation, biological process: regulation of Rab protein signal transduction. Gene Ontology annotation, molecular function: protein binding. The coding region runs from base 382 to 5721 and encodes 1779 amino acids. The record is from RefSeq and is a predicted model, not a curated record. Gene Ontology annotation, cellular component: cytoplasmic vesicle. The transcript has 30 exons. Lineage: Eukaryota; Metazoa; Chordata; Mammalia; Primates; Cercopithecidae.